AUGGGAAUGCAAUGCCCAAUCUGUGAAACUCAGUCUCACGUCUUUUAUUGUGCCCACUGCAUCAAUUCUAGUCCAGAUUUAUUGAUCAGGUUAAAGUUUGACCUCUACAUAUUAGGGAAGAUAAAUAACGCACUUAGAAAUAAAGUUGACCAGUAUUUGGAAGAAGUUGAUGAUGAGCUUAACACGAAUAUUAGAAAUGGCGAACAGUUAGAGAGCAAUAUAGGUGUUCAAAUAUUAAAGGAACGCUUGGGCAAAGUGCAAGUACUGAGGAAGGAGAGACAGAACAACAAGAUUAAACACAAGAUCUCUCAACAAGAUCGUAGGAUCAAGGAGAAAAGUCGAUAUAUUGCCGAGUUACGAUCUUUAAUUAAUGGCCCACCCAAGAACCAAAACAGGUUCACUGACCCGCAGACCAUAUUGAAAGCCCAGAAACAACUUCAGGAUAAACUUGAAAUUGCUAAGAGGCUAAGUAUACAAACUAGAUCAGAGAAAUUAGCUAUGCUAAACAAAUGGUAUUCAAUCCGCAAAAGAGACUCUCAUGAUAUACCAUUCACUAUAUCGUAUCAGCCCGUCAUUUCAUUGAAGAACUUUAAUCGACUUCCUCUUCCCUUAAUAGAAGGUUCACUUCGAAAGCUUAUACAAUAUAUGAACUUGCUAGAACACAUUUACUGUAUUAAAUAUCCUUCUGCGAUGUUUGUUCACGAAGAUGAAAUGCUGUCUCUCCAAGGUCACAGCGCUAAGCUUAAACGCAACGCACCAGAAUUAUUACAAGUUUUGAUAAAACUGAUACAAAUGAUACUUGUUGUUAUGACACGCUCAAAGCUUAUCGAUGAACGGAAACAAAACAUUGACUAUGCAUGGAUCCUUGAUCAGUACGAUAUAGAUGGCCUGUUCUACCACAUGGCAAUGUCAAUACCCAUAGACACUAAAAGUGGGGCCAAAAAUAUCCAAUGGAGUACUGACCGUUUAGUAGAUAUAGUGUGCUCAUCACUGGGUGCUGAAAAGGAAGAAGUAUUGCUCAAGGAUCACAAAAAAUUAGAGCCGCCUACCGAUAAAAAAUACGAAGUUAGUGAUAGAUGGUAUAUUGUAGGUUAA
Molecule: messenger RNA, 1095 nt
Organism: Nakaseomyces glabratus
Lineage: Eukaryota; Fungi; Ascomycota; Saccharomycetes; Saccharomycetales; Saccharomycetaceae
Gene: ATG14
Product: Atg14p
Biological process (GO): macroautophagy
Source: RefSeq, a predicted model, not a curated record